Messenger RNA from Blepharisma stoltei, 916 nucleotides. Lineage: Eukaryota; Ciliophora; Heterotrichea; Heterotrichida; Blepharismidae. The record is from the annotation of a GenBank genome assembly.
AUGCUAACUCUCCUCCUCUAUAAAUUUAUAUAUUAACUUUUUUUUUCAAAAUGUCUAAUUUGAAAUAAAAAUCAAUUUAAUUUGCACAAUGUAUUUUUUUAAUGCAAGCUACUUAAAAUUAAGCAUAAUUAGAUAGAGAUGAUAUUAUACUAAUAUAUAUUAAAAUAUUCUUUUCAUAAAAAAUUUUGUUCGCUGAUGAAGUGUGGGUUUUUACCCAAAAUAUAGGGUUUUUCCAAUGAUUUUGUUUGCUCACAGAGGGGGAGUAAGCAAAAGGAAGACAGAAAUAAAGUCAAGCCUGAAAUCCAAGCUUAUUCUACUAAACUCUGCACUCGCAUCAAAAGAUUCAUUUCUCCCGAACUGCAAACCUCCUCCAAUCAAAUAUUCAAGACCUAAAUCAUCUAGUUCCAAAUCUCCAUUUGAAGUGAAUGGAACUCAAAUUUUAACCCCUAUUAAGGAACCUCUUCCUCUUCAAUCCGCAAACUAUAUCGAAUUAUUAAAUCAUUCAUUAGUUUAUUCUUCAACGAUUUCCCACAGUGCCAAGUAUAUAGCACCGAUUUCUCGAUUUGAUUUAUCUUCAUGCGCAGAUGGAGAAUUUGUGCAACCGAAAACAAAAAGAGAUCGCUCUUCUUUUAGCAGUAACCUGAAAAGGAGAAAAAAAUCAGCAACUGUCGAUCAAGGCUCAUUUAUAAGAAGCAACUUUGAAGUUCCUAUUAAAGUCAGUCUUAGCAACAAAUCAGUUGGAAAUAUAUCAUUUACUACAAGCAAAUGCUUGCCUAAGUUUCAUAUAUUAAAGUAUCAGGAAAAUGCCCGUAGAAACACCGCGAGCUCGUUCAGCUCAUCUUCAUCUAAAUUUGCGGUUAAAAGAGUGAAGAUACCAUCUACGAGCAAUUUUGACUUGACUCCUGUAAAUAUUUAG